AUGAUUAUCCCAACUGGGCCGUCGGGAUUUCAGCGGGAGGUGGAGGCUCGAAUCGCGCGGCGGUUUUCCCGAUCGUCGUCGUCGUUGUUGGCAUUUUUGCUUGCCGAAUCGCGUGGGGUGGGCGGGGUUCAGGCGGCGUUGAUGGCGUGUAUGGUGCGCUGUGGGGUGGACCUCGUGGCGGAAGGAUUCGCCCAACGACCCCCACCGCGAAAUCCUUCCCGGCGAGGGCUAGAGGACCCCCCAAACGACAAGCAAAAGGGCCAACCCCCCUGUGAGGAUGGGGUUUGCAGGGCGCUUGGAGAGCCCGCGUCCUCCGGGGAGAAUGGGGCGCUCGUUCAUUCGCCUCCCUCACAGGGGUCUUUGCCGUGCUUUGACGACCUCUCCUACGCCCAGCAGUGCCUGCUGGUGUGGGAGGCGGCCGGCCUCCUCCACGCGCACGGCGACGGCCGGGCCGGCCAGGCCGGCCCCCCUAAACCACCCCAACGAGGGAAAAGUGAGCGAAAAGGAAAGGAGGCGGAGAGGUUGACGACGGCACCGCGCAUGACUACUCGUCGGAUGACCGCCAUGGCGGUGCUCAGCGCGGAGAAUAGCCGGCAGUCGGUGGAGGAGCCGUCGCCGUCGUUGUUUUAUAACAAUUCAUCCAAUCCUUCGUCUUUUUAUUCUUCUCCUUCCCACUCUUCAACAUAUUCUUCUUCAUUGUCUCGUAGUUCUUCCGAGGUUUCUCAUGCCGCAGAUGAGGAGUAUUCUGUGAGAGGCGAAAAAGGCCUCCGUGAUAAAGGAGACACGACAGAAAUAGAGAAAUUGGAGCCGAGGAGGUAUGUGGAUUACUGGAAGGACUUCUUUCUUAGAUGA
This is a messenger RNA of Phytomonas sp. Hart1, 852 nucleotides long. Lineage: Eukaryota; Euglenozoa; Kinetoplastea; Trypanosomatida; Trypanosomatidae. The record is from the annotation of a GenBank genome assembly.